CUCAACUCUUCCCUUCACCACCAACUCCUUCCUUCCUUUCGUCCUCCCUCCGUUUUUACACAAUGGCCUCGCUCGUUUCUACUCGAUUGGCUGGUCGUAGACUGACAACCCUCCCGCGCAACCUCCAACUGCGCCGCGGCUUCAGCGUCAAAACCACCGCCGACACGACCCAGCUCACGGGCAAACCCUCGGACCCCGCCACCGAGCCCUACACCCUCCGCCUCCACGAAGACUCGUUCAAGACGUACAAAUGCGACGCGCCCUCGCUCGACGUGUCCAUCACCAAGAGCGAGCUCCUCCAGAUGUACUCGGAGAUGCAGGUCAUGAGGCGGAUGGAGAUGGCCAGCGAUGCGCUGUACAAGGCUAAGCUUAUUCGUGGGUUCUGCCAUUUGGCUACUGGUCAGGAAGCAGUCUCCGUCGGCCUCGAGCACGGCAUCAAAAAAGACGACCGCGUCAUCACCGGCUACCGCUGCCACCCCUUCGCCGUCCUCCGUGGGGGCACCGUCGAGGGCGUCAUCGCCGAGCUGCUCGGUCGCCAAGCAGGCAUGUCCCACGGCAAGGGCGGCUCCAUGCACAUCUUCACCCCCACCUUCUUCGGCGGCAACGGUAUCGUCGGUGCCCAGGUCCCCGUCGGCGCCGGCGCUGCGUUCGCGCAAAAGUACAAGGGCGAGAAGCACUGCACGUUUGCGCUGUAUGGCGAUGGUGCGAGCAACCAGGGUCAGGUGUUUGAGGCGUUUAAUAUGGCCAAGUUGUGGAACUUGCCGUGUGUGUUUGUGUGUGAGAAUAAUAAGUAUGGGAUGGGCACGUCGGCGGAGAGGUCGUCGUCGAAUACGGAGUAUUAUACGAGGGGUGAUAAGAUUCCUGGUAUCCAGGUCAACGGCAUGGAUAUCAUCGCUACCAAGCAGGCUGUCGAGUACGCUCGCAACUGGACCGUCAACGACGACAAGGGUCCUCUCAUCCUCGAAUUCAUAACCUACCGCUACGGUGGUCACUCGAUGUCCGACCCUGGUACCACCUACCGCACUCGUGAGGAAGUCCAGAGGAUGCGAAGCACCCAGGAUCCUAUCCGUGGUUUGCAGAGGUACCUCGAGGAGUGGGGUGUUGCUACUGAGCAGGAGCUCAAGGCCCUCGACAAGGACGCCAAGGCUGUGGUCGACAAGGCUGUUGAGAUCGCCAAGGCCUCGCCCGAGCCCGAGAUCAAGGAUUUGUGGACUGAUAUUUACUACAAGGGUACUGAGCCUCCGUUCAUGCGUGGGCGGGAGAGGGAGGAGGUUCAUUACUACUAAGCGGGUUCGCGAGCGAGGGUUCGGUACUACUGUGUGUAAGUGGUUCGAGCUCGCGAGGGUUGAACCGCGUGUAGUGGUAUAGUCCUCGUGUGGUAGUAGUCGCCCCUCGUUGAGGGAGUGUGGUGGUCGCAUUCGUUACGACGUCGGUCGCUGGUGGUUGAUGAAAUUUCUUAGACUUUUUAGACUCUUUCUUUCGUAUUUCGUUUUGUUUAUGCCUUGAGACGUAUAUAUCCUACGUGCACGCACACAUCGUUUUUUUACCAUACAGUUAUACAUCGCUGAUAAAAACAUUGUGGUGGUUC
This is a messenger RNA of Coprinopsis cinerea okayama7#130, 1588 nucleotides long. Its product is annotated as pyruvate dehydrogenase e1 component alpha subunit. Gene Ontology annotation, molecular function: pyruvate dehydrogenase (acetyl-transferring) activity. Bases 63 to 1286 code for a protein of 407 amino acids. NCBI's taxonomy places the organism in Eukaryota, Fungi, Basidiomycota, Agaricomycetes, Agaricales, Psathyrellaceae. The record is from RefSeq and is a predicted model, not a curated record. Gene Ontology annotation, biological process: pyruvate decarboxylation to acetyl-CoA. Gene Ontology annotation, cellular component: intracellular membrane-bounded organelle. The transcript has 6 exons.